Oryza sativa Japonica Group (Japanese rice) is the source of this 1041-nucleotide messenger RNA. Its product is annotated as bet1-like SNARE 1-1. Lineage: Eukaryota; Viridiplantae; Streptophyta; Magnoliopsida; Poales; Poaceae. The record is from RefSeq and is a predicted model, not a curated record.
CCCACACUGCGUGCACUUCUCGAUCAUUCGAUCGCUUCCCCAAAUCGCUCUCCUCUCCUCUCCUCUCCACCGCCGCCGAUCUCCUCCUCCUCCGGCGCCGUCGCCGCGUCGCCUCCCGGAGCUCCGGUGCUGCCACCAGCCUACGCAGCGCCGCCUCCUCCUCCUCCUCCGGCAUCCGCCAAUCGCCGCCGCCUGGUUCGUCGGGGAGCCCCGCGCCCUAACGUUUUCUAGAGGCGCCGCGGAUCCAGCGCGAAUCGAUCGAGAGGUAAAGGGGAAGUUGAUUUGAGUCGGCGGCCGAAGAAGGAAGCCAUGAACUCGAGAAGCAACUACCGCAGCACCAGAACUUCUCUUUUUGAUGGCAUUGAGGAGGGCAGAAUCCGUGCAACAUCCUAUUCUUCACAUGAGAUAGAUGAGAAUGAGAAUGAUCAAGCUAUUGAUGGAUUGCAGGAUCGAGUCAGCAUUCUCAAGCGGUUGUCUGGUGAUAUCCAUGAAGAGGUGGAAACUCAUAACCGUAUGCUAGACCGAAUGGGCAAUGAUAUGGAUUCGUCAAGGGGUUUUCUGUCUGGAACAGUGGACAAGUUCAAGAUGGUUUUUGAGACCAAAUCAAGUCGGAGGAUGGGAACCCUCGUAGCAUCAUUCGUUGCGCUUUUUCUGCUGGUAUACUACUUGACCAGGUAGAAGAGGACCAUGCAUCACUUGCCUACUGUUGUGAAGCGAUGUGAACUGGGUUGGGUACUCAAGAACACGCUGAAAAUGUCUGUGUCAAUUUACCGUGGUGUCGUAUAUACCUCCAAUAUCUCGCUGUCAUAAAGCAAAAUAUGUUGACCAGAAUGUUUCUAACUCUGCACUGUGUGAGGAUUACAACAUGUUCGUCGUUUGCUCUGGUGCUGUAAUUACCUUUACAGAAAAUGUUUCCUGCUGUGUUCUGUAACAUCUGUUUCUGUAUGCGGUCAUGCUAUCUGUAUUAUAUUAUAACUUCACAAGAGAUUGUACUUUGGAGUCUUAAUUGCCAUAUAUAAGACGCUAUUAGUAUGUGGUUAA